This is a messenger RNA of Cimex lectularius (bed bug), 2456 nucleotides long. RefSeq lists its product as uncharacterized. Gene Ontology annotation, molecular function: protein binding. The coding region runs from base 310 to 2307 and encodes 665 amino acids. The record is from RefSeq and is a predicted model, not a curated record. NCBI's taxonomy places the organism in Eukaryota, Metazoa, Arthropoda, Insecta, Hemiptera, Cimicidae. The transcript has 11 exons.
UUUUAUGUAUUUGCCAGAUUGUAAGAAAAAAAAUUAAUUUUAUAUUUAACAAAAUGCAAUCAAAUGUAUAACAGAUGGAUUAGAAAAGAACAGUAGUUUGUGUAAGCUUCAAAAUUGUCUCCACUGUUUUUUAUGUUUGUUGAUCGUCUUAGAAUUUAUUAAGUCUCCAGGCCGUGACUUGAAAAUUCUAUGGUUAAAUGGUUUAAAUUCUAAACAUCCCAGUCCAGUGGUUUUUUUUCGAUUUUUUUCCUACGUAGAAACACACACUUUAGCCAAAUCAAAAACACCGUUACCUAGAUCAUCCCAACAAUGUGGCGCAAGAAGAAAAAGCCUUUAAUUGUCGAAGAGAAGAAGAAAGAAGAAGAGCCCAAAAAGAAGAGAGUUCCAAAUUUCCAUCCUCACGAUGUCUGCAAUGCUCCGCAGGUGUAUAAGUACAUGGCAGGUCAUGUUGUCGCUAGGGAACUAUAUGAAGCUGGAAUCCGGCUGUAUACUAUCGCAGAGGAAGUGUCUCGGAACACGGUCGACAAAGCUUACGACCGCAUUAAACGUUCACAAUGUCAUCUCGCAUUGUGCGACAUCCCGAAAGCGAGAGAGGAUGCCACAAAGGCGAUGGAACUGUGCCCGGAAAUGUUGUACUUACAUUUCCAAAAUGGCAACGUUCUUUACAAUGAGAAUUUGUUUGAAAAUUCCCUUAUGACCUACGAAUAUGGCUCUAAACAGAGGACAUUCCCUGAUCUGUUUGGGAAUGGAGUUAACAUUGCAACAGGAACACUAGAGAAUUGUGUCGGAGGCAAUGCCGGCCCUAUGCUAAGCCAAGAAUGUUUAGGGAAGAUAAUAGUGGCAUUAAAACUCCAGGAAAUGGGGAUAAAAGAAAUCAAGAAAAAGGAAUUGAAUGAAAUCCAGAAAAAGAGAAACGAGAUGAUCGUCGCUGAAAGAAAACGCCAUUAUAGUGAAAAAUAUCUAGGGAUGAUUGCAAGGGAGAAGCUGCACAUGAUAGACAUGCUAAUGUCUUCUGCUUUGUUCGGUUCAAACACUGUACACAAUAAAGUAAUGGAAAACAUGUUAAUAAACACGGUGGAAAAGCUUGAAGUCCUUCAGGAUUGCCUCUGGAGGAGGAAGCCGCUUUAUGUAUUUGCCCAUAAACGUGGAAAGCCGGCACCAAAGCACCUGAAAGAAAUUAAACAAGAAGCCAUACUUAAAGCCCACCUAAUGGUUAGGGAUAUUGCAAGACAGAUGAAUCUAGUUCUUGUGUAUUAUAACAACAAAGACUGGGGAGCUUGUUAUAAAUUGUGUGAGCACAUUAGGGCGAAAUUGUGGAGGAUGCCAGAUAUCAAAGGUGUUAAUAAAGAUGAAUGUGUCGAACAGCUUAUUGAUGUUCUUGGUGACAUGUAUUUUGCAAUGAAGGCAAUGCAUCCUGAUUGGCCUCAGAAAUGGAACGACAAAAGGAUCCUUUGCAUUCUUGGCAUAACGCAAAACAUGUUCUCGGCGAAAGAAGUUGCCAAAUACGGUUUUCAUUAUCCUGUCUACAACGCACACCAGAGGAUAAAAGAUUAUUUGGAAGGGAUAAUGCUCACCAACAGCCAAUACCAAAAGAUGUUUUUCAAUUUUGAAAUAUCCUGCCUGUACUCGAUGAUCCACAAUUUGCCACAGAUGAGAUCAUUUGCACGACAGGCAGUUUUCACUGCUCGAAAAGAAGGGAAUAUUAUUUGGUACAUAAACUGCCUGUUUUUAUUGGCGAGAACUGAUUUUGAAGAAGGAAAUAUCCUUGAAGGAAUAGUAUCUUUAACAGCAAUACGAGAAGCUUGUUUUAAAUAUGGAUUCCCGAUGCAAGAAAAAUUUGCAGAAAGGGGAAUAGUAUUGCUCCAUGUUGAAAUGUCCAAAGAAAAACUCGUAGGGGGAGUACGAGGUAGUGUUAACAGGGCGAAAAACAUCAUAGAUCUUAUGCCUAAUGCUGAUUUGAGGAGUAGAGCAAGAACACUGAUAUGGCAGGUCAAUAAAAAACCACCAUGGAAGAGGAUGCCUUUAGUUAAGGGAGUGGCUGUUGCUGUUCAAGACAGGAAACAGGGUCCGUUCGAAGGCGAACUGGCUCGCGAAGAAGAGAGACGUCUUAAAGCGAAGAAACUUCGAAAAGUCAAGAGAGCUCAGGAAGAAGCUUUGGCCGCAGCUGAAUCUCUUGCAGCCCAAAAGGGAGAGGGUUACAAUUUACUGGCAGGAACGAUAAAGGGGGUAGACCCAGCUCAUUUUAGACUAAUAGUGGACGCAUACAGGCGCAGGAGCACUUUCAAUUUAGACAUGUUCCACCAAUGAUACAAAUUUACUUAUUUUAAAAGUUAAGCACACUAAAGUUACCAAAUUAAAAUGUAUUCUUCAUUUAGAUUCCAGUAGAAUAGUUUUUCUUAGAUAAUAUAAUAAAGUGUAAGAUGAAUAUUUAAAAUACACUGCUCCACACACUGAAA